AUGGAUAUUGUGAAGACAUCCCAUGUAGCCCAAGGGGCAGGAAAGGGUCAACCGGGCCCUAAAUUGGCUAGAGUUUCAUCAUCAGUGGCCUUGUCCACAGCCAGAUCCUUCCUCUAUUGGCUCACGCUGCUGUCAAUACCGCGGUUGCCAAUGGUCACUGCUGACUGUUGGCUUAUUGAAGGAGAAAAGGGCUUUGUAUGGUUAGCUAUCUGCAGCAUGAACCAGCCCCCAUACGAAGCCAUCCCUGCCCAUAUAAACAGCACUAUUGUGGACCUGAGGCUGAAUGAGAACAAGAUAAGGUCGGUCCACUACUCCUCUCUCAGUCGCUUUGGCAACCUCACCUACCUAAACCUCACCAAGAAUGAUAUCAGCUAUGUGGAGGAUGGAGCAUUCUCAGCGCAAUUCAACCUGCAGGUUCUCCAGAUGGGCUUUAACAAGUUGAGGAACCUGACAGAGGGGAUGUUGCGAGGCCUGGGGAAGCUGCAGUAUCUCUACCUGCAAGCCAACCUCAUUGAGUCCGUCACCCCAAACACUUUCUGGGAAUGCCCAAACAUUGAGAAUAUAGACCUAUCCAUGAAUCGGAUCCAGGUGUUGGAUGGUAAUUUGUUCUCCGGACUCAGUAAGUUGACCACUUGUGAACUGUACACCAACCCCUUCAACUGCUCCUGUGAGUUGCUGGGCUUCCUACGCUGGCUUUCCGCAUUCCCCAACAGAACCAAUGAAAGGAUGGUGUGCGACUCGCCGGCGGGUUUCUCUGGCUACAACCUCCUCAGCCAGAACCCACGCAUGCCUGCCCACCGCCAUGCUUUGCACAUGCUCAGUAUUGUCUGCACAGAUGAUGGUAGUAGUGUGACACCGUACUUUGUGAUUGGCUUAUCCGAAUCCACUACCUUGCCACCCGAUUUUGUCUCUCCCUGUGGACUGGAUGAUUGUCCCUCUGGAACGCCCCCAGAAGAACCAAUCAGCAUAAGCCCUAUCUUUUCUGAUUCUAAUCCCGUUAUGAAACUCAAACAGGUGUUGCACUCGAGUGCUGUGAUCACGGUUCAAAUCCCGCAUCCUUACCGGAAAAUGUACAUCCUGGUGCUCUACAACAACAGCUUCUUCACAGACAUCCAGAAUCUGAAAAGUCAGAAAGAGGACAUUGAGUUAAAUAACUUAAAGCCUCAUACAGACUACACCUACUGUGUGGCAUCCAUACGAAACUCCCUGCGCUUCAACCACACCUGUCUGACCAUCUCCACCGGUCGCCGGCUGGGGACGGAGAGGAUAGUCAACGAGUCAUCGGCCACCCACUACAUCAUGACCAUCCUAGGCUGUCUGUUUGGGAUGUUGCUUUUCCUGGGCCUGGUCGUCCACUGUCUGCGGAGAAAGAGGAUGAUGGAGGAAAAAGAGAGAAAGAUGAGCAGAAUACAGAGGACUCUGAUAGAGCUCAAGUAUGGAGGAGGAGGAGAAAUAGAUGGAGGGGGAGGGGGGUCCGUUUCCCAAAAACAGAUGCUCACAGCUGGGGAGAGUCUAUCCAGAAUCCCUUACUUACCCCAGGGAGGAGAGAUAGAUCCAUAUAAGCUCCAGGAGGUGAUAGAAACACCGGCUCACAAGCCUGCUAAACUCAACUACAUGGAAGUCAGGGGGUCAGCGGUGGACAGAGAGAGAGAGAGGGAAAGAGAGAGAGAGCGGGAAAGAGAGAUGUCCCCCCAAGCCAAUCCCCAGGGUUCUGUGGCAGAGAUCUCCACCAUUGCGAAAGAAGUUGAUAAAGUUAACCAGAUCAUCAACAACUGUAUAGACGCUCUCAAGUCUGAGUCUACCUCCUUUCAACAGGGGAUGAAGUCCCCCUCCUCUGCUGGCGGAGGAGCAGUGUCAACUGCUGAGCCACAGCUUGUGCUUCUCUCUGAGCAGGAUGGAGAGAGAGGAGAAAGGACAGGAGAGUUCCUUUCACCGGUAUAUAAGGGAGGAAGAGGAGGAAGAGAGGAGAGAGGGAGAAGCUACCACCACUCCUUGCAACGCCACCACAGCAUGGAGGCUCCAUCGACCUCCAAACGGCCCAGCACCUCCUCCUCCCCAGGCUCUGCUCGCAGUCCCCGCUCCUUCCGCUCCGAGGGAGGCUACCACUCUUCUGAAACUCGUUACAUAGAAAGGACCUCACCAGGAGAGAGAGGAGAACGAGGAGGCGGCGGGGGAGACGCCAUUCGUACGGUCACCCCGGCCGCAGCUAUCUUACGAGCCGAAGCCCAGAGAAUCCGUCAGUAUAAUGAACAUCGUCACUCCUACCCCGGCUCCCAGCAGCACCUCCAAGAGCUGCAGCACCACCCUCAGAUCCUGCAGGAGCUCCACCACCACCCUGGGGGACGUAAGCCCUCCAUCCUGGAUCCGCUGACUCUCAGCAGGCAGGCCAAACAGAGAGAGCUGGCCUAUUCACAACUGUCCCCACACUACCCCAUCUCACCCCAGUAUCAUAACCUCAGCUACUGCUCCAGCCCAGAGGAAGAUGAGGAGGAAGAAGGGCUCCUCUGCACCCCAACCCUGGGGCUUUGGGAGAGGUUUAAAUUGCAUCGCAAGAGGCAUCGGCAGGCUUCUAUGGAAGAUGAAGGAUACGUGGCGGCGGGACAUGCGCUUAGGCGGAAGGUGCAAUUUGCCAAAGAUGAGGAUCUCCAUGACAUACUGGACUACUGGAAGGGUGUGUCCGCACAGCAGAAGGCCUGA
Messenger RNA from Lampris incognitus (smalleye Pacific opah), 2697 nucleotides. RefSeq names its product protein ELFN1-like. Gene Ontology annotation, molecular function: protein binding. Bases 1 to 2697 code for a protein of 898 amino acids. The record is from RefSeq and is a predicted model, not a curated record. Gene Ontology annotation, cellular component: plasma membrane. The transcript is spliced from 4 exons. NCBI's taxonomy places the organism in Eukaryota, Metazoa, Chordata, Actinopteri, Lampriformes, Lampridae.